Messenger RNA from Paramecium pentaurelia, 1991 nucleotides. NCBI's taxonomy places the organism in Eukaryota, Ciliophora, Oligohymenophorea, Peniculida, Parameciidae. The record is from the annotation of a GenBank genome assembly.
AUGUUUAUUAAUUUUUAGAAAAAGGCAAUAAAAGGUCUAAAAAAAGUAGAUAUUUUUUCAUAACCUGUUCAACUACUAAUAAAAUAAGAAGAGGGACAUAAAACCUUAUUUGGAGCUUGUCUUACUUUGGCAUUAAUUUCUUUCUUUCUCUAUCUUCUAAUUAUAAAUCUCUAUGCUUUAGGGCAACGAAAAAAUCCAACUUCAUUAACCACAGAGGUUUUUCAUGCACAGCCAGAGUAUUUCAAAUUUAAUGAAUAAAAUUUCACAUUAACUUUUGCAAUUCAAUCUCCAGAUUACGCAACAUAUUUAGAUGAAUCAGUUUAUGUUGUAGAUGCCAAAAUUACAACUAAAAAUACUAAGAUGUAUUAAUUAUCUAAUGUUUUAGUGUCAAUAAUAAGAAAAUAGAUGAGUGGACAUCAUAAGACCUUCCAAUAACCUCAUGCACUUAAGAUCUUAUUAGGUAGAUUGAAUUAUAGGAAUACUUUUCUCAUUUAAAUUUACCAACUAAUUAUUGUAUUGAUUGGGAUAAAAUAAAAGAUUUAAAUUUGGAAGGCACUUUUGAUGCUGAAAAUUAUAGUUUUAUUUAAUUAUAAUUUAAAAUGUGCAAUAAUCAAACAAAAAAAUCAAAAGAAUGUAGGUCUAGAGAUGAAAUUAAAAAAUAAUUAGAAUAGAAUUAUUUUUCACUUUAAAUGUCCUCUUAUGUUAUCGAUGUAAAAAAUGAACAAAAGCCUUAUAUUUCAAAAGGUGAAGAUAUUUUUACCACAAUUUCCAGUAAAAUAUUUAAAGAAAUUUCUUUUUAUAUGUAACCAAUAACAGUAUUUACAGAUCUAGGUCUUGUCACAGAAGAUUAUUAAGUAUAAAAAAGCUUAAGAUACAAAAGACACACAGAAAUGAUUGAUUUAAAUGAAAGUGAUUUAAUAAUGAAUGUGAUUAUAAGAUUAGAUUAAAUUGAAUAACAAUAUUAUAGAAAUUAUACAAAAAUUCAAAUUAUUUUGAGUUAAAUGGGAGGACUUUGGUAAGUAUUUUUUACAAUAGCUUUUUUAAUAUAGAAACCUAUAAAUAUGCUAUCUUAUUAUGUUAGAAUUUUGAAUUCCUUAUUUCAAUUUGAAUAGGAGAAGAAAAAGAAAGUAACAAUAGAAAUGGAUGAAGAGUAGAAUGCAAAUGCACAAUAAUAUGAAUUAAUGAAUGGGAAAUAAUUCUAAGUAUCCAAAGAGUAAGCAUCAGUUAUUGAAAAUUAAAACAGAGCAUUUUAAAGAUUAUAAUCUAUUAAAACAAAGAAGAAACAAAUUGAAGUAAUUGAAUCAAUGGCUUUAGAUGCAUAAUCAAAAGAAGAAGCUAGAUAAUAAUUAAUUAAAGCUAUAUCAUUUUCAAUUAAAUAAUAUUUCCAAAGCAUUUCAAAAAAACUUAGGAUGAAAUGGACUGAUUAUUUAUAUUUUAUAAGUUGCUUUGUUAAGUAAAAUAUAAAUAUUUAUUUUAGAUCUGAUAAUUAUAAAAGUUUAUAAAUUGAAUAUUCUGUAUAAAAAAUAAUUAAGUAAAUGGAUAUUUUAUAUAUAAUGAAGAAACUAUAAGAAAUAGAUAAAUUAAAAAUGAUUUUAUUAACAGAAUCAUAAAUUAAAGUUUUUGAUUAUCUUUAAAAACCAACAAUACCAUUAAAUCCAAAUUCAAAAUAAUUUAACAUAAGUUAGAAUUACUACUCAAUACUCAAACCAAUAAAAAGUGAUUUUUAAAGAGCUGAAGAUGCAUAAAAUGCAUUUAAAGAGAUAGUUGAAAAUAUAGAAAAUCCAAUCAAUGUGAAAUUAAUAAAUUCUAUCGAUAAAUCCAUAGUUGAUUUAUUAAAAAUUAGAAAGAAUACUUUAAAGCUAAUCUCUAUUGAUGAUGACAGUAUAAAUGAAGAAGGAUAAGAAAAAAAUAUUGUGCUUAAAAUGAAUAUUAGAAAGAAGCCUUCUUCAUUAAUAAAUUGCAAAAAUAAUGUUAAAUUAUAAUAAUUAUGA